This is a messenger RNA of Thlaspi arvense, 3441 nucleotides long. NCBI's taxonomy places the organism in Eukaryota, Viridiplantae, Streptophyta, Magnoliopsida, Brassicales, Brassicaceae. The record is from the annotation of a GenBank genome assembly.
GCCCAACUCAUUUUGACUUGUUUGUUUGACUUUUCUAUUCCGCUGUUUGACUUCUCUCUCUCAAAGUCACUCAUCAUUCCGACCUAACCUUCUCCGAUCUUCCUCGCCUAAAUUCAUCUCAAAACCAAAAAAUUUCUCUGUAAAAUCGCAAAAGGACUUUGAUUUGGAAUAUCGAAAUCUAUUAUGGUGUUCAUUUAGGUAGCGAAACUUUAGUGAUAAAAGAAAAUGAAACCGUCUCUUCGAUUCGAGCGCGGCGAUGCAAAAACCCUAAUUUCGGGGUUUUAGGGUUAUCAGAGAAAGAGGGCAGCGUUUCAAAGAGAGCUUAAUGAAGAAGAAACAAGAGGAGAGUUCGUUGGAGAAGCUGAGCACUUGGUAUGAAGAUGGAGGAGAGCAAGACGGUGGUGGGGAGAGAAGUGAGAAGAGAAGAUUGAGCGUAAAAGCAUCGGAGUUCGAGAGUUCUCGAAUCGGGAGUAAAAGCAAAGAAGAGAAAUCUCUUGAUGAGUACCACGAUCGAGAUUCCAAGAGUUCUGAUAAGAGGGAAAGUGGUGGUAGAGAUCGAACUCAUGGGUCUUCUUCUGAUUCAAGUAAGAGGAGAAAAUGGGAUGAAGCUUCUGCUGGUACUGAUGGUGAAAGAGGAGAUCACAACAAAAGCAGUAAGCUUUCUGACUCUAGACAUGAUAGUAGUACCGUUUUAGAGAAAACUUCUGUUAGUAAUGAAUGUGGUGAUGGUAGAAAGUCUGAUAGAAGUUUGAAGUCAAGUAGUAGAGAGGAGAAGAGUAAGACUAGAAUAAGGUCAGAAUCUGCUAUUAAAGAAGAUGAUAGAGGUAGUCCUCUUAAGAAAACCAGUGGAGGAAAGGAUGGUUCUGAGACAGUGAGUCGAUCUAACAGGUCUAAGACACCAGACAGAAGUGGGAGGCGACAUCAAGAAUCAGAACAGUCAGAGGCAGAGUAUGAGAAGGAGAAGUAUAGCCGGAAAGACGAAAGAUCUAAAGGAAGAGAUGAUGGCUGGUCUGAUAGGGACAGGGAUCAAGAUUGGAAGAGAAGACAUUCUGGUAGUAAUGAGAAAGAUCAGAAAGAUGGGGAUUUGCUUUAUGAUCGUGGCAGGGAACGCGAUUUCCAAAGGCAAGGACGUGAAAGGAGUGAAGGAGAGAGGUCACAUGGUCGUUUAGGUGGUAGGAAAGAUGGAAACAGAGGUGAGGCGGUUAAAGCUUUGUCAAGUGGAGGUGUUUCGAAUGAGAAUUAUGAUGUGAUUGAGAUACAAACCAAACCACUUGAUUCAGGGAUGAACCUUGCUCGUACGACUGAAUCGGAUCAGCAACCUCCCAAGAAGCCUAGUAAUAACGACGAAGAUUGGGUUUACAACAGCCAGGAAAGUAGACAGAGAAGUGAUACUUUUGGUUUUGGGUCUUAUGGUGAGGCUUCAAGAGAUGAAGCUGGUGAAGCAAGCUCUGAUUACUCAGGAGCUAGAUCAAGAAACCAGAGAGGUGCAACACCUGGUCGAAAUAAUCAUCUGCAAACACCUAAUCGAGGUAUGCACAAUCCGCAAGGCAUGAAAGGGAACAGACCUACAAGGGGUGGAAAAGGAAGACCUCCUGGUGGAGGCAGAGAGAACCAACAAGGUCCCAUUCAAUUGCCUAUCAUGGGUUCACCAUUUGCAAACCUUGGAAUGCCACCGCCUAGUCCCAUUCAGUCUCUACCUCCUGGCAUGUCGCCGAUCCCGGGCCCUCCCGUUGCUCCUGUCUUCAUGCCUUCGUUUCCUCAAACUCUUGUCUGGCCUGGGGCACGAGGAGUCGAUGGUAACAUGUUACCUAUUCCUCCUGUUCUCUCGCCGCUUCCUCCUGGACCAUCAGGCCCGAGAUUUCCUUCGCUUAGCGCUCCUCCAAACCCGAAUAUGUUCUUUAAUCCACCAGGUUCUGAAAGAGUAGGUCCUCCUAACUUCUCCAAUUCUACAUUCAAUGUUUCCGGACAAAUGGGACGGGGAAUGCCGUCUGAGAAAAACUCAGGGGGAUGGGUUCCUCCUCCUCGAGGCGGUGGACCUCCGGGGAAAGCUCCUUCUAGGGGAGAGCAAAAUGACUAUUCACAGAACUUUGUGGAUACUGGAAUGAGGCCACAGAACUUCAUCCGAGAGCUUGAGCUUACUAAUGUAGAGGACUACCCUAAGCUUAGGGAGCUCAUACAGAAGAAAGAUGAGAUUGUAUCUAACGCUGCUUCUGCGCCAAUGUAUUUAAAAGGCGACUUGCAUGAAGUUGAGUUAUCUCCCGAGCUGUUUGGAACAAAGUUUGAUGUAAUUCUUGUUGACCCACCGUGGGAGGAAUAUGUCCAUAGAGCUCCUGGUGUUUCUGAUAGUAUGGAGUAUUGGUCAUUUGAGGACAUCAUCAAUCUCAAGAUUGAGGCAAUAGCUGAUACUCCCUCCUUUAUCUUCCUCUGGGUUGGUGAUGGUGUUGGGCUAGAGCAAGGUCGCCAAUGCCUGAAAAAGUGGGGUUUCAGAAGGUGCGAGGACAUUUGCUGGGUGAAGACCAACAAAAGUAAUGCAGCACCAACAUUACGACAUGAUUCUCGUACUGUGUUUCAGCGCUCAAAGGAGCACUGCUUGAUGGGGAUAAAGGGUACUGUUAGACGUAGCACUGAUGGACAUAUAAUCCAUGCUAACAUCGAUACUGACGUUAUUAUUGCUGAAGAACCUCCCUACGGUUCGACUCAGAAGCCUGAAGAUAUGUACAGGAUAAUAGAGCAUUUUGCACUUGGUCGCCGGAGGCUUGAGCUUUUCGGUGAAGAUCACAACAUUCGAGCUGGCUGGCUUACCGUUGGAAAAGGCCUUUCUUCCUCAAACUUCGAAUCACAGGCUUAUGUGAGGAACUUUGCGGACAAGGAAGGUAAAGUGUGGCAAGGAGGAGGAGGAAGGAAUCCGCCACCAGACGCACCGCAUCUCGUUGUGACUACUCCUGAUAUCGAAUCUCUCCGGCCCAAAUCACCGAUGAAGAACCAGCAACAAUCAUCAUAUCAACCGUCUCUGGCCUCCUCUGCCAAUUCCUCAAACCGAAGAACCACAGGGAACUCACCACAACAGGCAAAUCCUAAUGUUGUUGUCUUGCAUCAAGAAGCUUCUGGAUCUAACUUCUCUGUUCCGCCUCCACACUGGGUAGCAGCAGCAGCUCCUCCCGCGGCUGCGGUUGCUCCUGCUCCGACGAUGGAGAGCUUUCGAGUGCCUGAAGGUGGCAACAACAACCAGAGACCACCAGACGACAAGAUUUUUGACAUGUACGGCUUUAACUGAGAGCCUCUUCUUGUUUCUAUUGGAUGGACAUGAGAAAACUCUGUUGCUUAUGGUUUGGUCCUCUGCCUCUGUAAUUCUUUUCAUUUUUUUACAUUUCGUUGAGCCAAUACUUUAUAUUCAUUUCAUUAUCAAUCAAGCUUUAUCUAAUAAUCCCAUUUUUCUCCAAA